Cynara cardunculus var. scolymus (artichoke) is the source of this 375-nucleotide messenger RNA. Its product is annotated as DNA-binding protein HEXBP-like. The transcript has a single exon. The coding region runs from base 1 to 375 and encodes 124 amino acids. Gene Ontology annotation, molecular function: zinc ion binding; nucleic acid binding. The record is from RefSeq and is a predicted model, not a curated record. Lineage: Eukaryota; Viridiplantae; Streptophyta; Magnoliopsida; Asterales; Asteraceae.
AUGAUGGUUAUGGUUAGGAACUCCAGGGCCUCCACCCUUAGGGAGGCAAUUGAAGAAGCGAAAGUCAUGGAAAUGGUUUAUGCUAAAGGAAGAGAAGAGAAGGGGGCAAGUGGUGAGACGAGGAAGUGGGAAAAUCAGUACGCACCUUCCAAGAUACCAAGUCAUCUCAACAACAGCAAACAGGGAGUUUACCCUAAACAAGAGGCUAGGUGGUGCUCCAAAUGCCGCACUAAACACCACGACCCGUGCACCACCAACCCUACUCCUGCAAAAUGUUUUAAAUGUGGGAAGCCAGGCCACACGCGAAAUGAAUGUCCUAUCAAAGGACCCAUCUGUUUUGGAUGCGGGGAGCCAGGUCACUUCAGGAGUUGUUAG